Molecule: messenger RNA, 1638 nt
Organism: Gordionus sp. m RMFG-2023
Lineage: Eukaryota; Metazoa; Nematomorpha; Gordioida; Chordodea; Parachordodidae
Product: cAMP-dependent protein kinase catalytic subunit alpha-like
Exons: 10
Coding region: 122-1465 (447 amino acids)
Biological process (GO): protein phosphorylation
Cellular component (GO): nucleus
Molecular function (GO): protein serine/threonine kinase activity; ATP binding
Source: RefSeq, a predicted model, not a curated record
UACAUAUUUGUAUCUAAACAUUUUAGUAUAUAAUUUUAAAUAUUAAAGCAGUUGUUCGUUAAACUGUAUCAGAUGUAGUCUAAAAUUCAUAACAACCAGCGGAAUUUUAAUUAUCCGGGGAAUGCUUAGUUUUUUCUACCAUUGCCUAAAACAGAUUCCUUUACAACCGUUGUCACAUUCUUCCAAGACUUCACAUAAAAUAGAAGAGAAUUUCUCAGCAAUAUCUAAUAAAAAAUUCUCGUCAAUAUCUUCUUCUUCCGAUGAAAAAUAUAAAAAUUGCAAACUAAAUUCUGAAAAUUCAAAAAACGCCUACAAAAUAGGAGUCGAACUUCGCUCAUUUACUUACAAUGAUAGCGAUAUGGAUACUAUGCGAAAUUCUUUAAAUGAGUCCAUCCUUUUAGAGGAAAAUUUUUUCCAUAUUUUGGGGAAGGAAGCUUGUGAAAAUUUAAAAAGAGUUAAAGAGUAUUUGGACCGUUCGGCUAAGGAAUUCAAAGAAAAAUGGGAAAAUCCAAUAAAAAGUAUCGGAUCUUUCGAUGAAUAUACGAGGGUGAAAACGUUAGGAACAGGUUCGUUUGGACGCGUCAUAUUAGUUCAAAAUAAACAAUCCAAAUAUUUUUAUGCCAUGAAGGUGUUGGACAAACAAAAGAUCGUUAAAUUAAAACAAGUCGAACACACCAUUAACGAAAAACGCAUAUUACAAGCCAUCAACUUUCCUUUCUUAAUUCACAUGGAAAACACAUUUAAAGAUAACUCAAACAUAUACAUGGUCUUAGAAUACGUUCCUGGUGGUGAAAUGUUUCUUCAUCUUCGUAAACUAAAUCGCUUUAGUGAAGCCCACGCCAAAUUUUAUGGCUCGCAGAUUAUAUUAUCAUUCGAAUACCUACAUUCUUUAGAUAUUGUUUAUCGCGACCUAAAACCCGAAAACUUAUUAAUAUGUAACACGGGUUACUUAAAAAUAACCGACUUUGGUUUCGCUAAGCGUGUCAAGGGACGGACAUGGACUUUAUGUGGAACCCCCGAAUAUCUGGCUCCAGAAAUAAUCCUGAGCAAAGGUUACAACAAAUCUGUAGACUGGUGGGCUUUGGGAGUUCUAUUGUAUGAAAUGGUAGCCGGAUUUCCGCCGUUUUUCGCUGAUCAACCCAUUCAAAUAUAUGAAAAGAUUGUAGCUGGUAAAGUAAAAAUGCCAUCACAUUUUAGUUCGGAUUUAAAAGACAUAAUCAAAAAUCUUCUCCAGGUAGACAUAACGAAGCGUUAUGGGAAUAUGAAAAAUGGCAUCUGUGAUAUAAAAUGCCACAAAUGGUUCCACGCUAUGGAUUGGCUCAAUAUAUUCCUUCGCAAAAUCGAAGCUCCGUUUAUCCCAAAAAUCAAAGGUCCUGGUGAUGCCAGCAAUUUUGACGAUUAUGACGAAGAGCCUAUAAAUAUAGCCUCGGAAGACAAAUGCUCAAAGGAGUUUGGUGAAUUUUAAGAUAUCAACUAAAAUUCGAAACUAUUACCAAAAUUUAUAUAUAUAUAAUGCCUUCAAUAAUUAUUAAUAUUGUAUAGUUUUAUUAAUUACAUUACAAUUAUACAUAACAAAAGUCAAAUUUUAUUUAUUUAUAAAUCAAGAAAUAUGAAUAUUAAAAUUAGUUAUAUUCCAUA